AUUCUCGGCUGUUACAGACAGAGCGGCAGACUCAAGAGUCGCAACUAGGCGGUGCAGGAUGGUGUGAACUUCAGUGAAGACCUUGAACGAAACUGUUCUCUGACUUUUAAACUACCGAACUCUCUUCUCCUGUCCCGUCCGGCCUAGUGCUGGACUUUUAUUUUGUUUUGUUUUCACCUUAAGGUUUUUCCUUUUUCAUUAAUAUUAAUUUUGCAUGUGAGCGUCUGUGUGACAGUGAGACUGACAUGGCUGAGGCACCGCCACUACCGACAGCGCCGGUCGAAAUAGACCCAGAAUUUGAGCCUCUCUCCCGUCCGCGGUCCUGCACCUGGCCGCUGCCCAGGCCGGAGCUCAACGACCCGGCCAGCUCCAACACAUCCUCCCCGGCACCGUCGGUGCAGCAGGAGCCGGGAGCUAACGCCGAGUUCAUCAGCAACCUCGGCUUGUUAGAGGAGGACUAUGAAGAGUACGCUGAGCACAAACCGCCUGUGCCCUGCAAUGAUUUUCAGUGUCGGGAGGAAAAGUGUGCGCAUCAACACCACCACCACCACCACCACCAUCAUCAUCUUCAGCAGCAGCAGCAGCAGCAGCAGCUACCGGGUCCGCAGCUGCCGCCUCAGCAACAGGUGCCUCCUCCCGGUGUCGCACCCUUGGGCGGCUGCGGCCAGAGGAAGAGCAGCUCGUCCCGUCGCAACGCCUGGGGCAACAUGUCGUACGCUGACCUCAUAACCAAGGCGAUAGACAGCUCACCUGAGAAGAGGCUGACAUUGUCUCAGAUAUACGACUGGAUGGUGAAGAGUGUCCCUUACUUCAAGGAUAAAGGGGACAGCAACAGCUCCGCGGGCUGGAAGAACUCCAUCAGACACAACUUGUCUCUGCACAGCCGCUUUGUACGCAUACAGAAUGAGGGAACAGGAAAAAGUUCUUGGUGGAUGCUGAACCCAGAGGGGGGAAAAAGCGGAAAGUCACCUCGACGUAGAGCUGUCUCUAUGGACAACAACAGUAAGUUUGCCAAGAGCAGAGGAAGAGCCACAAAGAAAAAGAUGGCUCUACAGGAAGGGGUUGAGAGAGGAGCGGGCAGCCCUGGUUCCCAGUACUCUAACUGGCUGGGGAGCCCACACUCCCACAGUAACGAGGACUUCGAAGCGUGGAGUUCCUUUAGGACACGCGCCAGCUCUGACGCCAGCACCCUAAGUGGUCGCCAUUCACCUUUCCCUUCUGAACAGGAUGACCUGGGUGAGUCUGAUGGCCACAUGAUGUAUCCUGGAGCGCCGGGGACCAAGAUAACCUCCACCCUGCCUAGCCUGUCCGAGGUGACUGGAUCCAUGGGCCAACAUGGUUCAGAGAUUGUCAUGGAAAGUCUGCUGGAUAACUUGAACUUGCUGUCCCCUAAAGCCCCCCAGCUGGGUUCUGACUCUUCACGUUCCCCAAAUGCUGCUAUGCUUCAGAGUAGCCCUUACAGCUCCACUGGCUUGACCCCGCUCCCACAGCAGGACUACCGUAAGUGCAUGUACAGCCAGGUGAGGAUGAACUCCCUGUCCCCUGCUCCCAUGCAGACACUCCCAGAGACUAAGCCGGGCUUUAGGGCUUAUGAGAACCAGUAUAUCUGCCCCGCUGGCCUCCUCAAAGAGCUGCUGACCUCAGAUGCAGAUACCAGUAGGGACAUGAUGCCCUCUAGGGAUACACAUGUGCCUCAGGUUGGGAGGGUAGGUUGCCUAAUGCCCACUUACAGCAGUCAGAGCCACAUGGGGGGUCAUAAUGGAGUCAAAAUGAUGAAUCCUCUACAGAGUCACCCAGUUCCUCAUGUUAAUCCACAAGUUAUACAUAGCCAGGGUUCUUCAACCUCACGAGACUUGAAUAGCUGUAACAUGAUCCCCCUGACUAGUCUUUCAGGGGCCCCUCCUCGAAUGACCAGCCUGAGGACAUGCAUGCAGCUGCCCCGUGGACACCCAGCACACACUAAUGAUGUCUCCGCAAGCUACGGCAGCAACAAUGGCUACAGGGAACUUAACUCAGUUCACCCACAUGGUCAUCAUCAGGAGCGGCUGCCCAGUGACCUGGACAACAUGUCCCUUGAGAGGUUUGAAUGUGACAUGGAGACUGUCCUCCAUGACACCCUCAUGGAUGGUGGGGCGUUAGACUUUAACUUUGACACAGCAGCUGCGCCUCAUGGGUUUCCCCAGAGGGUGAAGACCACCACACAUAGCUGGGUGUCAGGCUAGAAUGAAUGGUGGCGCACAAACAGGUUUUUCUCAGCAUCACCUUCAUUCAGAGACUGGAAAAUAUAAAUCCAAAGAAGCCAGCACCAUCACUCCAGACAGAUCAUCUGACAUGUGAAAGUUAUUUUCAAAAAUGUAUAUAUUACUUUACAUUUAAGAAAGAAAACAAAAGAAGUUUAUCAUUCAGAUACCAACAAUGAAAUAAGACACAAGAGACAGAACUGUUGUCAUUUAUAACAACAUUGAACAUUUUAAGAUAGCUUUGCAGAGAAAAAAUGAAGAGGAGACAAGGAAACUAGCUAUGUUUACAAUUGAAAACUGGAAAUAUGUAUAUAUUUGUUUAUUUUAGCAGAUUCAUGGCAUAUAAAAAUAUACAUUACACUUUAUUACAUUAGACAUAAGAAAACAGUGUUAGAGUCCCUGACUAAAAAAAGUAAAGCUUAAUUAAUUUCCCAAAAUGUAUGAUUUGUGGCCAGUCUGACAUUGGGGCAACACUGCUCAAUCACUUUUUGUAUUAAGACUUUGCGACAGUCGAUAGGCCCAGCUGACAAUUCCUGUGGGAAAAGGUGCAGUGGGGGACCCAACAGCUCAAUUAUAAGUGAGGUAUAAUUUGAAAAUUGCACCCAAAUACAUUCUAAUGGACCAAAAACCUGCUAAAUCUGAGUGACAAGAAUUUAAACGGUUAAAUUUGAGAAAAUCUUUUAAUCAUCAUUUAUGGCAAAUGAUCACACAUUUUAACCUAGUAAAAUCCUUAGUGCAGAUGAUACACUGGUUUAUAUCAUAAACCAGUGUAUCAUCUGCAUAGUGGCACAUAUAGUGAAAUAUUCUGAUUGGCAUACACACAGCUUAAAUGUUUAUAGAAAGAUGUAGUGGUACAGUGCUGUCAAAUUCAGCACUCGAGUUGAAUGUCAGCCAUAUCUCUUCACCAUUAGAUGUUAUUAGAGACGAGCUGCAUCUGAAAUGAAUCCAUCGUUCAUAUACUGUAGGAAGGUAUUUAUUUUUUUACUUUAAUUGUAGCUGUUGAAUUCAUGCUUUUUACUUUGUAUGCUUGUAAAAAUAUGUGUGCUUAUGCUGUGUACAAUGUAUAUACUGUAUUGAGUUACAUAUUUUUAUUCUGUAAUUUGAUUAAUUAAAGUAAUUGACUACUCAAAUAAGGAAAUUACAUAAUACAUUAGAAAUGUUCAUUGAAAACAUUUUUAAAACCACAUUGGGUAAACUGGAAAAAGCCUCAAGUUGAAAUCAAAGCUGUUUUUAUCUCUCCCUGAAAAAGGGACAUUUUGGAGAUUUUCUUGACUACUCUGAUAGUGAGAGUAGCAGUAGGUGGAGAGGCUGAUGAUAAAAUCCUAAACUGACUGGAAAUGGAUGAACGAUUACCUUGCUUGCUAGUUACCUCCCAGCGGCUGCAGUUUUUAUGCACCAAAGAGUUAUUUACUACUCUACCAAACACAUUUCAAAGAAAGUGUGCCAAUUCACUGUGCCUACAUGGUCUCAGACUUAUAAUGUUGUACAUAUUAUUUUCUUUACAUUUUUGUAUAUGAAGUGUUUACAUGAGGAUAAUACUGACGUAAUACUGUAUGUAUGAUUGUGUUAGAAAUGUUUGUUUACAUAUUUGAGUCCAAACUAUAUCAAUAAAUACAUGAACGCUCAUACCUCAAAAUAUUUUACCUCUGAAUUGUUGAAGGGAUUUUUCCUGCCAUUUUCCUCAGUGAGUGAAGUAUUGAAUUUGUCUUCAUUUUUGACAUACAUAGUUUUGUACAUAUUUUGUUUUCUCUUUUUUGUAUUUGAUUAAUGCUGUUUGGACCUGUUCACAGUAAUGUAUCGUCUGCCUUUGUAUUUCUAAUGUUUCUUGUGUUUAAGGAUUAUAGCCAUUCGUUUCUAGUAAAUAUUUUGUGAAUUUUAGUAAAUAAUUUUAAAUUAAACAUGAAUUUGUGUGAAAUUAUAGAUUUUAAAAUAUUUUUAAAAACAUAAAUUAAUCGCCUCAGACAAAACUCAAGGAAAGAAAUUCAGUAAAUUUAUAUCGUGGAAUAAAACUACCACCAAAAAUAAAUGUGUGAUACAACCUGGCACCAAUGAGAUUUUGUUCAGUUUAAGAAAGUAAAAUUUGUCAAAUUUCAUUAUAAAAAAGAGAGUAUAAUGCAUUUUUAUAUCUUUGACAUUACACAAAUGAUCUCAUACAUUUUCAGGAAAAACUGAAUGCAGUCUUAUUUUGUCUUUUAUAUCCACAUCCAGGUAUUUUUUUUUAAAAAUGCAGUUUUUUUAAUGUAACACAUUCAAUGCAUAAAUCACCAUGUGAACUUGCAAUUAAAGGAAGAAAAACAAAA
Molecule: messenger RNA, 4540 nt
Organism: Dicentrarchus labrax (European seabass)
Lineage: Eukaryota; Metazoa; Chordata; Actinopteri; Moronidae
Product: forkhead box protein O1-A
Exons: 4
Coding region: 246-2222 (658 amino acids)
Biological process (GO): regulation of transcription by RNA polymerase II
Cellular component (GO): nucleus
Molecular function (GO): DNA-binding transcription factor activity, RNA polymerase II-specific; RNA polymerase II cis-regulatory region sequence-specific DNA binding
Source: RefSeq, a predicted model, not a curated record